AUGUACUUCAAAUCUGCCAUCGUUGGCACCCUAAUACCGCUUCUCGGGGCGACUACCACCUACGGCGCACCUACUUCGACUUGUAGCAACUCGUCAAUCGAAAUCCCACCUGCAUCGAACCAGCCCACGGGGAAUCCGUCAGGGUGUAAUCAUACCACGCACUUCUUCCCACAGAAGCUCUACCAUACAGGGAAUAGCUCUUCCAACAAAACAUUCCUCCAGCAAUACCAGCUUAUCACCGACUUCUACCGCCCAGGGGGGCCAAUCCUGUUCUAUCAAGGAGCGGAGACUGCGGCCUUCAUUUGUGCUGAGCAAAUUUCAAUCUUCGACUUCGCGAAGACGCUUGGUGCUCUCGUGGUAUCCAUCGAACACCGAUACUUUGGAAUAAGCAUACCAUACGGACUCAAGUGGGAAGAGAAUCCAGUUUGGCCAACUGAGUCCCUCGAUCCUCUUACAAUCGAAAACGUCUCCCUCGAUACGAUUUCUCUACUUCGUUGGGUCAAGAAGACUGUCCCUGGUGCUGAGGAUAGUAAGGCCAUUCUCUUCGGUGGGUCGUACGCGGGAUUCUUGACUGUUCAUAACAAGAAUACCUACUCGGAUUUCUUCGGUGCGCUUGCAUCGUCUCCACCGAUUAUUGGACAAGUCAGCGACCCGAAUGAUCCUCUCAUUAACGGCAUCGGAAACCAGGCCAGCAGCAUCUACGGCCAACUAUCCGCAGAGGGUGCCUUUCGGAUCCAGAAGUCAUUUGAUGGCGUUCGUCGUCGCAUUGCUCAAAACGAUAUAUCCGACAUGAAAGAAAAAUAUAACCUCUGCACGGCACCCCGCACUCUUGCAAAUGCUACGUAUGUCUUAGAGGGCUUCCUCAACGCCUUUAGCUUCAUAGCGGAAUUCAACUGGCCACCCGCGGUGUUUGACCCGAGCAUCACCAUCGCGUACCCCGCCGAGGCCGCAAUCAACGAGAUCGCGGCCCUCGAAGCACCCUUCGAAGAUUCGGAGCCUAUCCGCAUCGGCGUGAAAUACUGGGGCCAAGCCAACGGCGCCAAAUGCCUUGACUGGGAGACCACAAUCCGCGGCGACGGCAGUGUGCCGUACUCCUGGAUCCGAUGCCAUUACCUCAAGCACCCGGACGCGUUUACGUCGGAGGGCAGUAUCUUCGGCUACCUACCCCCGGAUAAGAGUGCCAAGAACGCCCUGGACGCGCGCUGCCAGUCCGACUUCAGCAUCGACGCGACGGAUGGCGGACUCGCGCAUCAGCAGAAGCUCAAGACUAGUUUAGAGGAUGUGGUUAACGGCCAGCGUCUGGUUGUUAGUACGGGCGAGUAUGAUAGUGCGACGGGCGCUACGUUCCCCCGUUGGGCGCCGGGCCCGGCGUUUAAUGAUACGAAACCUUUCUUCGUCUCGAGGGCUGCGCAUAUUGCGGAUUUGUUGAGGGAGACAAAGUUCGAUCGUGAGGGUGUGAAGGAUGCGAGACGGGCCGAGUUGGAGGUUAUUAAGGGGUGGCUGGGGUCUGAGGCGUAA
This is a messenger RNA of Hypoxylon trugodes, 1518 nucleotides long. RefSeq names its product serine carboxypeptidase S28-domain-containing protein. The record is from RefSeq and is a predicted model, not a curated record. NCBI's taxonomy places the organism in Eukaryota, Fungi, Ascomycota, Sordariomycetes, Xylariales, Hypoxylaceae. Bases 1 to 1518 code for a protein of 505 amino acids. Gene Ontology annotation, biological process: proteolysis. The transcript has 5 exons. Gene Ontology annotation, molecular function: dipeptidyl-peptidase activity; serine-type exopeptidase activity.